Salvelinus fontinalis (brook trout) is the source of this 3559-nucleotide messenger RNA. RefSeq names its product HUWE1-associated protein modifying stress responses-like. The record is from RefSeq and is a predicted model, not a curated record. Bases 193 to 1020 code for a protein of 275 amino acids. NCBI's taxonomy places the organism in Eukaryota, Metazoa, Chordata, Actinopteri, Salmoniformes, Salmonidae. The transcript has 4 exons.
UUAUAUAGGCGGACGUCGGCAACGUUCAAACUAGUUGAAGAGUAUUUUCAGACCGGAGUAGUCGGUUUGAGAAACAGCUAUUAAGUAAUAACAAAAUUUAUGAAUUUACUAACGGACAUUUAUUCGCAUCGCCAAGUAAUUUAUUAAUCGACAUACUAAAGUUGUAAUCUACCUGAGGUUUUAGCGUGGUAAAUGGAGGAGAAGAAGAAAGACGGAGACCCGGAGAUUCAGGAACACGGACCCGAACAUUGGUUCUCAAAAUGGGAGCGGCAGUGUUUGGCCGAAGCGGAGCAAAGGGAGUCAAACGAGGAGGAGGCCGAUAACGACCAGGAUAAAUUAUGGCAUCUCUUCCAGAAUUCCGCCACUGCUGUGGCUCAGCUCUACAAAGACCGAGUAUGUCACCAACAGGGGGGGCUUUCUUUGUGGGUGCCGUUUCAGAACGCUGCCACAGCCGUGACCAACCUGUACAAAGAGUCUGUGGAGGCCCACCAGCGUAGCUACGACCUAGGUAUACAGAUCGGCCACCAGCGUCGCAACAAGGAUGUGCUGGCCUGGGUGAAGAAAAGGAGGAGAACCAUCCGGCGAGAGGACCUCAUCAGCUUCCUGUGUGGUCGGGCCCCACCCCCCCGGAGCUCCAGAGCCACCCUCACCCCAGGACACAGACUGACCAUGGUCUCCCCUAACCGGCCUCCCCCGGCCCCUGAGACUGACUCCUCUGUGGAGGCUGACCUCCAGCCCUUCAGAGAGGCCAUCGCACUGCAUGGUCUAAGUGGGGCUAUGGCCAGCAUCAGUGUUCGUUCCGGUACCCCAGGCUCUCCCACCCACGUGGGGGGUGCUGCUGGCGGUGGGUCGACUCCGGUGGGGCGUCGGCGUAACGGUCUCCAUGAUGUGGACCUGAACACUUUCAUCUCCGAGGAGAUGGCCCUGCACCUGGACGCUAACCCCAGGAAACGCAGCUCCGCCCAGUGCAAUGACGUCAUAACAGACUCCCCCACCCAUAAACGCAACCGGAUGAUCUGAUUGGGCUGGCACCCCAGGGAGGGUUGAGAGACCUUUGUGGGAGGGGGGGGGGGGGGAGUUCUUCAAACAGACAGACUGAAGGCUGUAUGGCUGUGGAGUGAACCGGCGUUGAGGAAUAAGGAGGCCUUCCAUUUAGUUGAGUGGGUGGUGUCCUCCUGUCCUUGUCUCCUUUCCUAGUUGAGAGCACUUGUCUAAACUGAAAGCAUGCUUGUUGGAAACCUGUCAUCAAUCCUUCCUAACCCCGUUAGGCUGCGUCUACAUAGGUAGCCUAAUUCAGAUCUUUUUCCACUAAUUGGGACUUUUGACCAAUCAGAUCAGUUCUUUUCCCAAUAAUUGGGCAACAGAACAGAAUUGGGCUGUGUUUGUAAAUGCAGCCUUAUUGAUCAGUGCUUGUGACUGUGAGGAACGGAAGCGAGGACAGAAAGGCAUCAAGGAGGUUGGGAUGCAGCCCCCUUUCAGAGGAGAAAUGCACUGUGCUGAUUUGAAAUAAAAAAGAAGCCACUUGAUCCUCUACACUUGUCGCCCCCACCUCUCUCUCUCCCCCCCCCCCCAUCCUCACCCCUCCCCCCUUCCUAAGGAAACGAGGGCCGUGGAAAACGUGUUACUCAGUGAACUAGAUAAUGAUUGAUGCCAGAAGUGGUUCUGUUGGAGAGAUGGCUUCUUUGCUAGAACUUAUUGCUUUGUGUUAGUCAUCCUGCUCAGUGGACAUUGAUGCAGUCUGUGAUGAUGAAGAGGAGGACAUCCCUCACGUGAGAUUUCCUGACUGUAUCCCAAAUGGCACCCUAGUCCCUACACGGCACCCUAGUCUCUACAACAUAGCCCCUACAUCCUAGUCUCUACACAGCACCCUAGCCCCUACACCCUAGUCUCUACACCCUAGUCUCUACACAGCACCCUAGUCCCUACACAGCACCCUAGUCCCUACACCCUAGUCUCUACACCCUAGUCUCUACACAGCACCCUAGUCCCUACAACAUAGCCCCUAGUCCCUACACCCUAGCCCCUACACCAUAGCCCCCACAUCCUAGUCUCUACACAGCACCCUAGUCCCUACAACAUAGCCCCUACACCCUAGUCCCUACACAGCACCCUAGUCCCUACACGGCACCCUACUAUAUUACAGCAUAGGGCCCUUUUCUAAAGUGUUGCACUAUACAGGAUGUUUGGGAGGAGCCCUGCUGUCUCCUGUGUCUAGUUUGAUGGCUGUGGGGUCUGAGGGCUGUUGAUGUUUGAUUGUAUCGGCUUCCUUUCUGUCUGACAACUGUGCUUCAGCAGCCAUGUUAGAGACCCCGCAGGGUCAGCGUCCCAAAAUCCCACCCUAUUCCCUAGAUAAAGUGAACUAGUUUUUGCCUUUAGGUCACUCUGGUCAAAGUAGUACACUAGGUAGGGAAUAGGGUGCUAUUUGCUGCACUAACCCCAGUGUUCAGGUUCAUAUACCUCUGCCGCCUUGCUUUUUCUGUUGAGGGGUAUUUCACAGUUGAGGAAUGAUCCGUGUUACUUAAUGCCGGGAUGCUAUCUGACUGUUGCCAGACUGACCCUCCAGUCAGUGAUGUAGUGUGGAGACGGAUAGGAAGGUAAAAACUAUGAUCGCCGUUCACAGUGAGUAAAUGUAAUGCUCCCUAAACUUUCAAUGCAUUUUAUUUUAAUGUAAAAGAUGGGACAGGUAAACGCUCCCGCAAAAUACCCUGUGUUUCUACUCCACUACACCUCUGCCCCCUUUUUCUUCUGAGUAUGUUGAUGUUUUCUGAGUAUUCUGUUCAGUGUGGUUGUGUGUUCACCAUAUUACCUGAGUUGGAAUAAUGAUUUUUGCACUUAAGCCUCUUUUUCACAUCUAAACUCAUGUAAGUUGAUCUUCCACCGGAACCAACCAGGCAGUCCAUCCUCCACCUGAGGUAUUCAGUCAGACACCACCUUCACCUCCCCACCCUCUGGAACUGGGGGGGGGGGGGUUCACCUGCCACUAAACGGAAGAGAAACAAACUGAAAUGUUUUGCUACUCUGUGCUGCAAUGAAAAUGCCCCAAACCAGAAGAGAAAGACUGAAAUGUUUUGCUACUCUGUGCUGCAAUGAAAAUGCCCCAAACCAGAAGAGAAAGACUGAAAUGUUUUGCUACGUUGUGCUGUAAUGAACAUGCCCCAAACCAGAGGAGACAAACUGAAAUGUUUUGCUACGUUGUGCUGUAAUGAACAUGUCCCAAACCAGAAGAGAAACUCCUGUUUGUUUGUUUUCCGUUGCAAAACGUUUUGCUCUGCUGUGCCAUACUGAACACCACCCCAGAUUAAGAGAUGUGGUAGGAGCUAAAGUAGAGGCCCCAGAAACAAACUGACAGAAUUGUUAUUUUAGUGAGCGAGGGGUCUACAUCCCGAUGUCCACACUACUGUUUAGUAUGCCGUAUGAAUGGCCAAUCCAGUGCAUCGCUCCAUACUAAGUGAUAUUGUGACGUAGUCUGUCUUCUAAUGGGUGUUCAUUAUUGACUUGUGUUGAUGUGAAAAGAUGCAGUUGCCUGACUAUUAAAGCUGAAAGGGAUAGUUUACCUGAA